AUGGCUCAACUAAAUUUCGACGCUCUCGUUGUCGGCGCUGGCUUUGGGGGUAUCUACGCGUGCAAAAAGCUCGUUGAUCAGAAUCUCUCUGUCAAAGUCAUCGAUACGGCUGGUGAUGUUGGAGGAACCUGGUAUUGGAAUCGCUAUCCGGGCGCGUUAUCCGAUACGUACUCUGUUGUCUAUCGAUUUUCCUGGGAUCUAGAGGAUCUUCGCAAAUAUCCCUGGAAGAGAAAUUAUGUGCGACAGCCAGAGGUUCUCGCGUACCUGCAACAUGUUGUCGAGCGUCACGAUCUUCGACGACACAUGCAGUUCAACACCAAGAUGACGGCUGCAGACUGGGAUGAGGAUUCCCAGAUGUGGACUAUCCACACGACCCAGGGCACAUGGACGGCACGAUAUCUCAUUACCGCGAUGGGGUUGCUGAACACGCGCAACUACCCCAACAUUCCCGGUCUUGAUAGUUUCAAGGGAGAUCUCCUUCACACGUCAGCCUGGCCAGAACCGUACAGUCUAGAGGGAAAACGUGUCGGAGUUAUUGGAAAUGGCUCGACUGGUGUCCAAAUUAUCAGUGCCGUGGCCGAUCACGUCGACCGAUUAGUCUCGUUCCAGCGAACGCCUCAAUAUGUCGUGCCCUCUGGUGAGCGUGAAAUUUCAGCAGAAGAAAGACAAGCGAUCAAUGAUCGAUACGAGAAGGUGUGGAAGGAAAUGAAAGACACCACCUGGUGCCUCGGGGCCAGAGAAACGACCAUACCAACGAUGAGCGUUGAUGCAGAAGAGCGCGAGAGAAUAUUCGAAGAAGGAUGGCAGCACGGCGGCGGUUUUGACUUUAUGUUUGGGACAUUUGGUGAUAUCGCCGUGGACGAACAGGCAAACCACGAAGCAGCCGAGUUCAUCAAGCGGAAGAUCAGAGCGAUCGUCAAGGAUCCUGUCAAGGCAGAGAAGCUUAUUCCAAAUCAGCUCUACGCGAGAAGACCCCUCUGCACGACCAACUACUACGAGAAGUUCAACCGUGAGAACGUGGACAUUGUCAACACCACAGAGACGCCCAUCACGGCCAUCACCGAGACCGGCAUCGAGACAACAGACGGAGCAUACGAUCUGGACGUGAUAGUCUGCGCCACCGGCUUCGAUGGUGUAGAGGGGACGUACAACGUUCUCCCCAUCACCGGCCGGAAGGAAACACUCAAGAAGCACUGGGAGAAGCGGGCAACCGCCUAUCUCGGUAUUUCCGUCGUCGACUUUCCCAAUUUCUUCAUGGUCACGGGGCCGUAUUCCCCAUUUGCCAACAUCCCCCCAAUCCUUGAAGAGCAGAUCAAUUUUAUAUCAACUCUUAUUUCCCGUGCCACGGGACUGAAGAUAGGGGAUGGCUUGAGCCCGGUGGUGGAAGUCAAACCCUCUGCGGAAGAGGAAUGGACGGACAUGUGCGAGGAGAUGAGCUCAAAGACACUCUUUGAUAAGACUUCGUCGUGGCUUACAGGAGAUAACAUCGCAGGAAAGAGACACGGGAUUCCAUUCUAUCUGGGUGGAGUGAAGGGGUAUCGCAAGAUCUUGGCUGAUGUUGUUGACGAUGGAUACAAGGGAUACAAGCCACUGGGACAGACAACAUGCAACUGCAACAAAGAGCUGUAG
Molecule: messenger RNA, 1629 nt
Organism: Aspergillus wentii DTO 134E9
Lineage: Eukaryota; Fungi; Ascomycota; Eurotiomycetes; Eurotiales; Aspergillaceae
Product: flavin-containing monooxygenase
Exons: 2
Coding region: 1-1629 (542 amino acids)
Molecular function (GO): N,N-dimethylaniline monooxygenase activity; NADP binding; flavin adenine dinucleotide binding
Source: RefSeq, a predicted model, not a curated record